This is a messenger RNA of Aureococcus anophagefferens, 423 nucleotides long. RefSeq lists its product as hypothetical. Gene Ontology annotation, cellular component: membrane. The transcript has a single exon. The annotation marks the transcript as partial. Lineage: Eukaryota; Pelagophyceae; Pelagomonadales; Pelagomonadaceae. Gene Ontology annotation, molecular function: serine-type endopeptidase activity. The record is from RefSeq and is a predicted model, not a curated record.
GAGGUCUGGCGCUACUGGGGCUACCAGUUCGUCCACGGGUCCAACGCCCACAUCACCUUCAACGCCCUCGUCCAGAUGGCCACGGGCAUCCCCCUCGAGCUCGCGCACGGCUCGUUCCUCGUCGGCUUGGUCUACAAUUUGGGCGUCGUCGUCGGCGCGCUCUCGGUCAUGUUCAGCGACCCGACGACGCUCGUCGUCGGCGCGUCGGGGGGCGUCUACUGCCUCUUCGGCGCCCACUUCGGCCACACGUGCCUCAACUUCCACGAGCUCCACCGCGGCAUCUUCAACCGGUGGACGCGCUUCGGCCUCCUCGGCGCGUUCGUCGCCAUCGACUCCUACCUCGCCUACCAGGACCUCCGCGAGAACAAGAACGACGCCUCCACGUCCUACAGCGCCCACAUCGGCGGCUUCAUCGCGGGCAUC